Messenger RNA from Boeremia exigua, 3778 nucleotides. RefSeq names its product SNF2 family N-terminal domain-containing protein. Gene Ontology annotation, cellular component: nucleus; chromatin. The record is from RefSeq and is a predicted model, not a curated record. The transcript has 5 exons. Gene Ontology annotation, biological process: regulation of transcription by RNA polymerase II; nucleosome organization. Bases 139 to 3486 code for a protein of 1115 amino acids. Gene Ontology annotation, molecular function: nucleosome binding; DNA binding; histone binding. NCBI's taxonomy places the organism in Eukaryota, Fungi, Ascomycota, Dothideomycetes, Pleosporales, Didymellaceae.
CCACCUCGCGCUACCGCGACCCCAACGCGCCCGCCACUCCCAUCGCCGACACGCCUCAAAUAAUCAGGAAGCUUUUCAGCCGUCUUUGCGCCGUACUCGAGGAGCAUCUUCACGGUCAAUACGCGGCGGACAGCCAACAUGGCGCGCAAGAGCAACGGACGCGGGUCUGACCCCUCGACGGCGGACGCCUCUGCACACGAAGACGUCGAGAUGCAGGAUCAGGACGAUAAGAUGAACGGCUUCAAGAAGUUCGGGUACAAUCUUGACACGCCCGACUACACAGACUCGGACACACAACCCAACACGACAGCUAGCAGUGUCGCGGGAGACGCGCCGGUCGACGGCAGGAAACGACGCGCCGAGGAGAUGAACAUGCGCAAGAGCAUUUAUGGAAAGAAGCACGACCGUCUGGGCGUGUCAAAGGAAGACGACACAGUACGGCGGUUCCGGUACCUCCUAGGUUUGACCGAUCUUUUCCGCCAUUUCAUCGACACGAACCCGAACCCUCACAUCAAGGAGAUCAUUUCCAGGAUCGACGCGCAAGACGCAGAGGAGGCAAGAAAAUCGAAGGCAAGCAAGGUGCGCAAGGGCGGAGCCGCUGCCGAGCGUCGCCGCAAGACCGAGCAGGAAGAAGACGCCGAGCUUGUGCGCGAAGAGAAGCAUGGCGCACACAACGAGACAGUUUUCAGAGAGUCGCCGGGCUAUAUCCAGGGCGGCACUAUGCGUGACUACCAAGUUGCUGGUCUCAACUGGCUGAUUUCGCUUCACGAGAACGGUAUCUCUGGUAUUCUCGCCGACGAAAUGGGCCUUGGAAAGACGCUGCAGACCAUUUCCUUCAUUGGUUACCUUCGCUUCAUUGGCGGCAUCAGCGGACCCCAUCUUGUCGCCGUGCCGAAGUCGACUCUCGACAACUGGAGGCGUGAAUUUGCCAAAUGGAUUCCUGAGGUUAAGGUCCUUGUCUUGCAAGGAAACAAGGACGAGCGUGCUGAGCUUAUCCGCGAUGAAUUGGUGGACGAAAAUUUUGAUGUGUGCAUUACGAGUUACGAGAUGAUUCUGCGUGAAAAGGCAGCCCUCAAGAAAUUUGCAUGGGAGUACAUCAUCAUCGACGAAGCGCAUCGUAUCAAGAAUGAGGAGUCCUCUCUCGCCCAGAUGGUCCGCAUGUUCAACUCUCGAAAUCGACUCCUCAUCACCGGUACCCCACUUCAGAAUAAUUUGCACGAGCUUUGGGCACUCCUCAACUUUCUGAUGCCGGACGUUUUCGGUGAUUCAUCCGCGUUCGACGAAUGGUUCUCACAGCAGAGCGAAGAUUCGGACACAGUUGUGCAACAGCUUCACAAGGUUCUGCGACCUUUCCUACUUCGACGAGUGAAAGCCGACGUCGAGAAGUCUCUGCUGCCCAAAAAGGAGAUCAACUUGUACGUCGGCCUGUCUGACAUGCAGGUUCAAUGGUACAAGAAGAUCCUUGAGAAAGAUAUCGACGCAGUCAACGGCGGUGCUGGCAACAAGGAGUCCAAGACACGCUUGCUCAACAUUGUUAUGCAAUUGCGAAAGUGCUGCAAUCACCCAUAUCUCUUCGAGGGUGCUGAGCCCGGUCCGCCCUACACGACUGACGAGCAUCUGGUUACCAACGCCGCCAAGAUGGUUAUGUUAGAUAAGCUGCUGAAGCGCAUGAAAGCCCAAGGCAGCAGAGUCCUUAUCUUUUCUCAGAUGAGCCGUGUUCUGGACAUCAUGGAGGAUUACUCGGUGAUGCGUGGCUUCCAGUAUUGUCGUAUCGAUGGUUCCACCGCCCACGAGGACCGCAUUGCCGCUAUCGAUGACUACAACAAGGAAGGCUCAGAGAAGUUUCUGUUCCUUCUGACAACUCGUGCUGGUGGCUUGGGUAUUAACUUGACGUCUGCCGAUAUUGUAGUGCUUUUCGACAGUGACUGGAAUCCGCAAGCCGAUCUUCAAGCUAUGGACCGAGCUCAUCGUAUCGGUCAGAAGAAACAAGUGCACGUCUUCCGCUUUGUAACGGAGGGCGCCAUUGAAGAAAAGGUUCUCGAACGCGCCGCUCAGAAGCUGCGUCUUGACCAGCUGGUUAUCCAGCAAGGGCGCGCACAACAACCCGCCAAGAACGCUGCCUCCAAGGAUGAGCUUCUGACCAUGAUCCAGCACGGUGCUGAGAAAGUGUUCAAGAGCAAGGGGCCUGUUGGACCAGCCUUGGACGGUGAAAUGGCCGACGACGACUUCGACGCAAUUAUGAAACGCGGUGAAGCAGCAACCGCAAAGCUCAACUCGAAGUAUGAGAAGCUGGGCCUUGACGAUCUGCAGAAGUUUACAUCUGAUUCGACUUAUGAGUGGAACGGUGAGACGUUUGAGCCACGAAAGAAGGAUAUUGGUCUCAGUUGGAUCAACCCUACAAAGCGCGAGCGCAAAGAGCAGAAUUACGGCAUCGACAAGUACUACCGUAAUGCAUUGGCGACUGGAGGCCGGACCGAGAGCAAGCAGCCCAGGAUCCCACGUGCGCCCAAGCAGGUUAUCAUCCACGACUACCAGUUUUUCCCGGAAAAGCUUGCAGAGCUCCAGGACAAGGAGACUGCCUGGUACCGUAAGGAGAACAACCUUAAAGCACCACUUCCCGAUGGCCCUGACGAGGACCUUGAGGCUCGCGAGGCUGAUCAAGAGCUUGCACAGAAGGAGAUCGACAACGCCGAGCCAUUAACAGAAGAAGAGAAGGCUGAGAAGGAGCGACUGAUCGAGCAAGGUUUUCCAGAGUGGAACAAGCGAGACCUGCAGCAAUUCCUGAACGGCUCCGCUAAGGAUGGGCGAUCGAACUACGAAGGCAUCGCGUUGGAAGUGGAUGGCAAGAAUGCUGAGGAGAUCAAAGAGUACGCCAAGGUCUUCUGGAAGAAGUACAAGCAGCUGGAGAACUGGCAGAAGUACAUCAAUGUUGUUGAGGAAGGUGAGCAGCGUGUUCGUGAUUCGGAGAACAAGAAGCGUCUGCUUGCGAAGAAGAUCGGCAUGUACAGAAUGCCUCUGCAACAGAUGACUAUCAAGUACACUGUCUCGACCACGAACAAGAAGGUCUACACCGAAGAGGAGGAUCGCUUCCUGCUUGUUAUGCUUCACAAGCACGGCGUUGAGGGCGACGCCAUCUACGAUGAGAUCCGCGACGAGAUACGAGAGUCGCCUUUGUUCCGCUUCGACUGGUUCUUCCUCAGCCGUACGCCUCAAGAGAUCGGUCGUCGUUGCACAACACUCAUCCAGACUGUUGUCCGCGAGCUAGGUGGGGAUAUUAGCAAGAAUGGGAAGGGCAAGCGUUCCUUCGAAGAAGAGGAGACCGAAGAGGAAGAAGAGGAGCCUGUCAAGAAGAAGAGCAAGAACGGUGUCAAGAACAAGCAGCUCGAUUCUGUGAAGGGCAAAGCCUCCCCUGCAACAUCGCGUGCCAGCAGCGUGGUGUCGACAGGCUCUACCGGCAAGGGCAAGGCGAAGGGCAAGAAGAAAUAGACAGAUCGGUACUCUACUUUUGGGUGUAGGUAUGGUGUUUUGGCGCAGAGAUAUAUGGAGUAAGGUUCAUCAUGGGAGCUCAGGUCUGGUAAAGGUGAGGCUCUUCUGUACAACACCGUAAAGGUCUGUGUUGCGCUUGUAGCGUUUUGAGCCGUACGGGCUCAUGACCAGGUUGUGCACAUUUUCUAGAUUCAAUGAAUCAAUUCAAGGCAUGUUUCUAGACCAAUCGACAGAAAGGUGGCGACGUGGCGCACGCUGGGAUGACGCCGCUUGCACCCACCAAAGCUAUGAC